AUGCACCCUCUAAACCCCUUUCUGCGGGCCUUCUUCAGAAGCACCCUCNNCCCCUCGCAGUGUCUCCCUGUAAAUCACCACAUUCUCUUGGUCCCCACGACUGAAUCGCUAUUACAAGGCCGCGACCGCGAAACGACUGCGCCAUAUUCCGACCUCGCCGUAUCUGAAGAAUUUCUCUCGAGCCAUGUCAUCCGUAUACCUGGAGGCAUUCCACCUGGAUCCACGUCAAAAGAUGGAGGAAAUAUCCGCGAGUCUAAAGGCAAGGCCAAGCAGUAUAACACACUCAAUGGCAGGACCGUAGUUGUCAAGGAUACCUAUGUAUACAGCAACAAAGGUUCGCAUCUUCUGCUACUGUCCAGCGACACUGCUGACACGCGCCUGUANGGCUUCAAGAGCUUGACUCAGGCUCAACUUUUGACCGACGCACUAUUUUGUCCCGACAUCCCAGAAGCCCAGCAAUGGCUCGUCUACUACAUCUCGAGACCUCUGGUAGGCUCUUACGAUUCCGUUCGCAUCACACCAGCAACUAUCAGGACGGCCGCGCAGCGCGCUGCAGACAAACCGAAAUCUACCGUUCCCUCAGCAUCCGACGUCAAGAAGAAGGAUAUUGCAUCGUUUACUGAACUGCUGACCGCAUUUCCUCUGAUUGCUCGACAGCUGCAGAAUGGCUUGGACAGAACACUCAAGGAAUUUGCAGCACAAUUUGAAGGUCCCGUACCUAACAAGUCAUCACGGGCACCAUCUGUAAGCUCGCAAAGGUCGGAUUACUCUUCAACUUCAUUAGAGGAUUCACUAGCUUCGCUCAGGUCUUCGGUUUCUGGAAGUGAUAGCAGUAUGCGUCUUUCGUCACUGACUAUAGAACCGGAAGAGGACUCUAUGCGCUUUGCACUCGAAAGUGCGACUACUGCUGCUAUCGAUUUGUUCCAAGGCGUUGACAGACAACAAUUAUCUCUCCUUGGCGCUACAACUGACUUGUCAGGUCCGGUGGUUGAGCGCAUGAUUGAACGUCAUGUCGCUGAGCAGCUACAUGAAACAAUUCUAUUCCCGCGGAUAUGCAAUAUUCGCCGUUCAGAGGACCUCGAGCUCGAACAUCGUCUACGGAAGAUGGCAAAUAUUGACAUUGCACAAGUCGGCAUACCCAUAGAGGAUGGCAUGAGAGGAAAGCGAGACAUGGCAAUCCGGAUCGACAGGGCUGUAGGCAUUUUCAAGAAAAUGGGCGUGGCCAGUAGUCCACAGGAGAUGAUUGAAGUUUUACUAGAGACAGCAAAGACUGUUACCGCAACUCCAGCCACCAACGUAGGGAAGCCAGGAACGCGACCAGAUGGGACGUCUGAGAAACCAAGCAUAGCCAUGACUAUCAAUGCCGAUGCACUGGUUUCUAUGCUUUUGAUUGUGGUUAUCAGAAGCUCUGUUCGUUAUUUGCACGCCAGACUCUCCUACAUGAGGCACUUUGUUUUCAUUGACGACGUGGACAGUGGAGAGAUGGGCUAUGUGCUAAGCACUUUUGAAGCUGUACUGCUUUAUCUCUCCAGGGACUCGGAUGCCUUACGGAUAGCUGCAAAGAAGAAUGCACGACUAUGGAAAGCAACAAGGAAUGGAAACACGUCGGAACUGCGGAAGAUGCUUCAACCAGACGCUCCUUGGAUUGCAGGUGGUCAGGUCAUAGAGGAAGCGCCAUCAUUCGACGAAAGCUUCCGGGACCAGGACGCUUCAAGUCUUAGUUCGCGACUGAACGACAUAAACAUCGAACGAGAACAGCAAUCGGCAAUGUCCGGUAGCGAUUUUGCUGCUGUCGGUGGGUCUUUGUCUCACGUGUUCCCUUUUCAGAAACCGCCAACACCACCUCCGGAAGCGAGUCAGCCGAAACGAAAACGUGUGACUAUGGCCAAGUUACGCAGUGCAUCUGUCUCAUCCGGAUAUUCAUCCCCAUCUCGAUCAAGGUCUAAGAGUAUCGACUCGACGAUGAGCAGUGCUUCAGCAGGUGACAGCUCUCUCGAUAAGAUCUCACAGUCGCAAGGAUUGGGCGGAGAUUCCAUCUUGAUGAUGGCUAUCGAAAAUGGGCAGCUUGCAUCUCUAGAAUACCUUCUGAGUCUGGAUCAGUAUUUCCCUAUUGAAUUUGUUCUGGAGGACUCAAACAAUGAGGGUGUGACUCUGCUUGUUGCUGCUGUACAGGGCGAUGACAAGAAUCUAACAAACACCUUGCUCAACCACAUUAUUCGAAACGCUCCUUCCGAUAGCACUUUACGAUCGUACUUCCUUCGUCAAGACAGCAAAGGGAGAACGUUUGCCCACUAUCUCUUCAAUCAGCCACAUCUAAUGGAGACGGUUGGCGAAAUGCUGCCGUGGCGGCUCAAAGACAAAAACGGACAAACACCAUUGUUUGCUUUAUGCAGGUCAUACGAUCACCAGGAAUAUCGUUGGAUGGUCGAAACUGCAUUGAAGCUUGCCACAAAUACUCAACCAGACCAAGAGCCACUCCAUCUUGCUGAUCACAUAGACAGCAAGGGUAACACUUUACUACAUAUUGUCAAUGAUCCUCAUCUCACGGCGUGGCUCCUUCGCCACUGCGAUUCGGAUGUGAAUGCGGCCAAUGACAAACGGUUCACACCGCUGAUGAUGGCGAGCAAAUACGGUAGACUCGACUUGGUUCGAACAUUCUUCGGUGACGCUCGAGUAGACCUGCAAAUAAAGGACAUCAGAGGCCUAACGGCUGUUGAGCUGGCCAAGGACGACGAAAUGGUAUGGGAAUUCUUCCUUGUUCCCGAUAUCGAUCCUGCCAUGUUGGCCGAGCGAGCGAAACAUAAGGCAGAGAUUCGUGUCGAAAAUGUUCGGGAUGACUACGACCCGAUCACAGAUACACGAGAGGUUGAAUCGUUCGUGACGCAUGCGAAAGAUCAACUCCGCGGAGUCUCUCAUGCUGUGAAGUCCCUCAUCAGACGCACUAAUGCUCAGCGCAUGAUUAAUUCGGACUUGUAUGAUGCGCGAACGCUAAAUAGUACUGGCGUCGCAACCCUGCAAUUCCUUCCUCGAAAAUACCUUACAGCAUUCGACAUGUAUACGAAAGCUCUGACGCCUUCUGAGUCUGAUCCGUUGGCAAGCUUCUACUACUCUCUGCACUCGAUCGCAAAUUCAUCGACAGCGGUUCUCGUUGCUCUCGGGCGACCAACAAGCCUGAUUGGCAGCAUGAACCAAGCCAGGAGAAACAUCGAGAGAGCUUUGGGUUCGCUUAGCAGGCAAUCCCGCUGGACGCCGAACAUAGGACUGUUUGACGAGACAAGGCGGUCAAUUGCAGCCGAAGCCGAAGAGAAAGCAACAAAGGCACAAGGUGAGCUUGACUCUCUCGGUAGCGAACUACGCUACACGCAACAGACCGUUGCAGCUGAGCUGGCUGGUUGGCAAGAACAGCACGUCAAGUUCAGCAAGAUGAUGCUGAAAGAUCUGGCCAAGGGUAUGGUUGUGAAAGAAAAAGCCAGGCUCGAGAGCAUGAAGAGAGCACUAAGGGAGUUGCAAAGGUGA
Messenger RNA from Aureobasidium musti, 3516 nucleotides. The record is from the annotation of a GenBank genome assembly. Lineage: Eukaryota; Fungi; Ascomycota; Dothideomycetes; Dothideales; Saccotheciaceae.